This is a messenger RNA of Tachyglossus aculeatus (Australian echidna), 1285 nucleotides long. RefSeq names its product malonyl-CoA-acyl carrier protein transacylase (gene MCAT). Gene Ontology annotation, molecular function: transferase activity. The record is from RefSeq and is a predicted model, not a curated record. The coding region runs from base 1 to 1095 and encodes 364 amino acids. The transcript is spliced from 5 exons. Lineage: Eukaryota; Metazoa; Chordata; Mammalia; Monotremata; Tachyglossidae.
AUGGCGGGGACGGGAGGCGGGGCGGAGGGCGGAACCUUCGUCGUCGCCCCCUGCUGGUGGCGCGGCCCCGCUGUCCCGGCCCCCGGGCCCCCGGUGUCGGGCUCGGUGCUGCUGUUCCCGGGCCAGGGCAGCCAGGCGGUGGGCAUGGGGCGGGGGCUGCUGGGCCUGCCCGCCGCCCGGGCGCUGUACCGCGCCGCCGCCGCCGUGCUGGGCUACGACCUGCUCGACCUGUGCCUGCGGGGGCCCCCGGCCCAGCUGGCCCGCACCGUCCACUGCCAGCCCGCCGUCUUCGUCGCCUCGCUCGCCGCCGUGGAGAAGCUGCGCCACCGGCGGCCCGAGGCGAUUGAGAACUGCGUGGCGGCGGCCGGGUUCAGCGUGGGAGAAUUCGCAGCCCUCGUCUUCGCCGGAGCCAUGGAGUUUGCGGAAGGGUUGCACGCCGUGAAAGUCCGUGCCGAAGCCAUGCAGGCAGCCUCCCAGGCGGCGCCCAGCGGCAUGCUGUCCGUCCUGGGCCGACACCAGACCAAGUACCACCUGGCCUGCGCAGAAGCCCGGGAGCACUGCCUGGCCCUGGGCAUCCAAGACCCCGUGUGCCAGGUGGCCAACUUCUUGUUUCCCGACUGCAGGGUCAUCGCCGGUCACCUGGAGGCCCUGCAGUUUCUCCAGAAGAACGCUUCCAGGUUCCACUUCAGGAGGACCAAGCCGCUGCCUGUCAGCGGCGCCUUCCACACGCGCCUCAUGGAGCCGGCCCAGGAGCCCCUGGCCCAAGUCUUGGCCAAAACGGAGAUCCGGAAGCCACUGGUUGCGGUCCACUCGAAUGUGGACGGCCACAAGUACCAUCAGCCGAAGCACGUGCGGCAGCUGCUGGUCAAGCAGGUGGUCACGCCCGUGAAGUGGGAACAGACGAUGCACGCCAUCUACGAGCGCAGGAAAGGGACGGACUUCCCACAGACCUUCGAGGUGGGGCCCGGGCAGCAGCUGGGGAGCAUCCUGAGAAGCUGCAACCUGCAGGCCUGGAAGAGCUACAGCCGCGUGGACGUCAUGGAAGAUGGAGAAGCUGAGGACGGGGCGGAGCACGGGGAGGGGGGCUCCCCGUAGGAGGCUGAGAGGGAAAGCAGGGCGGUGGCGUGGGGUGGCCGCGGCCCAGGUCGAGGACUGGGUUCCCACUUGGUCCAACUGGCCUUCUGGAAGCCCAUAACGGCCCGGUUCCCACCGCCCUUGCUGGGAAGCAGCAGUGGAUCCGAGGCCUGCUCUGCCUCACUGUAUAAAAGAUAUAUUUUCUACCGGU